AUGUGUCGUACGGUGCACGCGCUCCUCCAAACCGGAAUAUGCGGUAUCCAAAUGUUGGUUCGUGUCUUCAUGACCGUCAUUCUGAUGAUAGAGAACCUAAUACGUAUGAUUCUGCAGACCAUGUACAAUUUCAUAUCGUUCGUGCUGCAAAUGAUCUCACUGAUACCGAUAUGCGCUGUGUUCAUGCUGACGGCACGUCUCAAAUGCUUCAUGUGCGGUGGGGGAGGCCCCUGCCCUGUCAACAGAGGUGGUGCCUGCGACUGUAUCAUGUCAGCCAUCGCGAUCAUUAUCCUAUUCUUCAUCUUCCGCGCCACGGGUGUUCUGGACAAACUGUUCUACAGCAUCGGUUACAUCAAGACGAAGAGCACCCAGCUAAGAUUUGUUCCGACACCCGGAGAUAUAACGGAAUGUUCCAGAAACGACACAGAAUACACUGAUAUUGAAGAAAGCACCACUGCUGAAUUGGUUAUGGAGACAACAAUGCUUUACGAUAUGCUAUCAACAGCUGCCACUGAUGCCGUGGGAGACGAAGAGGAAGGGAUGUCUGAGAGACAAACGGACGCACAGACAGCCACACAACAUGGUAUGCUAUUUAGGAAACUAUUGCCCACUCCCGAUGGGAUAAAUCGAAAUUGGACUACCAUAAUAUCUUAUUUUGUGGAAUGA
This is a messenger RNA of Leptosia nina, 666 nucleotides long. Lineage: Eukaryota; Metazoa; Arthropoda; Insecta; Lepidoptera; Pieridae. The record is from the annotation of a GenBank genome assembly.